AUGGCCAAAGGAAGCAAAGCUUCGCAGCGGAAGCUCAGAGCGAGCCUGGGCGACAGCUGGGACGAUGCUAACUAUUCCACCGACGGCGGCGCUUCCACUGCAGGCGAGAGCCAUAGUGAAAUUGAACUCGAGCUUUCCGAUAAUGAAGCCGUGCAAGACAGGCAUGUCAACUUGUCGCUGUCACCGCCUGGAAAAACCACCAUGUCAUCCACUCGUCGCAAAGGUCUUUCGUCUCAGUCCGCCCCGGAGGAAAUCACUACUAGAAAUAUGAAGUCAUCCGAUAUCGAGCGCACUCCACGAGCUUCCCAGCCGUCACAGUCCCCUACGCAAUCAGAGCAGACUGGGCCCAGCUUCAUCAUGCCGAAGCUGGAAAGUUCAAUACACUCUUCCAACGGUUCUCCGUCGCGCAGGUCACAAGUGCGCAGUAGAAACAUACGGAAUAAGACUCCACACCUCCGAGCAUCUGACCGAUCUUCUACAUCGUACACUCCUGCUGCCUCAAAAAAGGCACGGCCAGCAUCAUCGCCUGAGCGACCACAAGUCCCAACCAUCAUGCACUACAUCCGCCUAUUCUACGAAAACUUUGCGACGCCUGUGAUACGUUAUGCAGUGGGCGUUUUCGGUCAUGCAAUGGGCAACUUGCAGCCUUUCCUCGGGCUUGCACUUGCUGUUUUGUUCCUAAUUUUUGGCGUGCAAUGGGCUGUCGGUUCCUUUCGCUCUGGACUCACAGUCGCUCUAUCACCAAUUUGUCUUAUUCCUGGCUCAUCCUAUAUCGUACCCUUCUGCGCGAUCGGUACUCAUGACGACCCGCGGGUAGACUUUGAGGGCUUACUGGAUGCGCAGUCAGGCCUUGAGGAGAUUCUGGAUGCAUCCAAGGAUACCUCGACACUUCCAUCAACCAUCAAAGAUUCCGAAAUCGCAAUCCGCGACCUGCGCACCCUAGUCCGCCACUCUCGCCUACCUUCUCGACACCAGCUCGACCUGGAAUUUGAAAACUUUGUUCUUACAGCUAAUGAGGCAUCUGUGGACCUUUCUCGCUACAACUCUCGCAUCGGGGCGACCAUGGACCGCAUAAUCGCAACAAACACCUGGACGAUGGCGGUCCUCUCUGGCCUGUCCGAGCAAGAAGCCUCGUACGGUGCACUCGAUCGCGUCUAUGGCGCUCUUACCCGACCUUUCCUUGCACCACCUCCUACGCUGCAACAACGUGUCUUCGACCAGUAUCUUCUCCAUGUGAGCAAGAACAAAGAAGAGAUCACGAAGCUUAUUGAGACAGCCGUCGCCCUUCUUUCUGUUUUGCAGAAUCUGGACGAAAGAUUGGAUACCAUAUACCAGAUUGCGAUAAACGACGACGUUACCAUUACCAAGAAUCAAGAGGAACUUCUUGCUCAGCUUUGGACGAAACUAGGUGGCAACAACGCCAAGGUGAAAGCCCACAACAAGCAAUUGCACCUUCUCAGGAACAUUUCUGCGUACCGCAAGAAGGCGCUCGUGCAUGUGUCCGAAACGCUCCUUAAGCUCAGAGAAAUCCAGGCAGAACUGGAGAACUUACGGGAAGGCAUUGCGGCGCCGGAGAUUCUUGGGUGGAGGGACGAGCUGCCCAUGACGUAUCACUUGGAUCUGAUUGAGAAGGGCGUUGAGCGAUUGAGGAGAGCGAGAGGAGAGAGUAUGAGAGUGGAAGGGGAAACCUAUAGGAGACUGGUCCGCGGUAGUGAGGAGGGAAGGGCGAGGGAACUGCCUGCGCCUGCCGUCACUGUGAGGACGAAGUAG
Molecule: messenger RNA, 1770 nt
Organism: Ascochyta rabiei
Lineage: Eukaryota; Fungi; Ascomycota; Dothideomycetes; Pleosporales; Didymellaceae
Exons: 1
Coding region: 1-1770 (589 amino acids)
Source: RefSeq, a predicted model, not a curated record